This is a messenger RNA of Dermacentor silvarum, 5472 nucleotides long. RefSeq names its product E3 ubiquitin-protein ligase listerin-like (gene Ltn1). The record is from RefSeq and is a predicted model, not a curated record. Gene Ontology annotation, biological process: ribosome-associated ubiquitin-dependent protein catabolic process; rescue of stalled cytosolic ribosome. Lineage: Eukaryota; Metazoa; Arthropoda; Arachnida; Ixodida; Ixodidae. Gene Ontology annotation, molecular function: ribosomal large subunit binding; ubiquitin protein ligase activity. Gene Ontology annotation, cellular component: RQC complex; cytosol.
UUCCUCCUCCGGCUUCCGUUGCAUUUACGCCGUGUUGUGGUUCGCGUCUUGUGAAUGUGGAAAUAUGUGACGAUUGGAUCCAUUUUCUUCGCUACAAACGAGUUAAUUUAACGUCCAAAUAACACGUCUAACGAACUAAAUUCCUAAAAAUGGGAGGCAAUAAGAAAGCGCCGAGAACGAAGGGCAAUACACGGCCAUCUAGCAGUGGAAGGAGCGCUCAACUUCUCUCAGCCAGUGGUGCCUCUGGCCUGACUGGAUUUGUGGGAUUCACUUCUCUGGCUGGUGACUGUCCUGCAUACAUACCGCCUACGGGACAGCAUGUCAUCGAUGACGCAGACUCGAGUGUGGACAGUGACUUCCGAAUGGUUAUGCGCAAACUAACCAAGCGUGACCAAACGACAAGGCUCAAGGCUCUACAAGAACUCCUUGAUCUUGUCAAAGAGAAAGAUGUGGAACUGGUUAAAGGAGCCCUUCCUUUCUGGCCUCGUCUUUACAACAAGCUUUCCUUGGACAAUGAUCGUCGUGUGCGGGAAGCCACGCACCGUGUCCACGAGCUCAUCUGUCAGAGGGUCAGGAGAGACCUUGCUCCCCACACUAAGGCACUGAUCGGUGCCUGGCUUGUCUCUCAGAGCGACCCAUUUGCACCCGCUGCAACUGCUGCAAGGGCUGCCUUUGAGGCUGCUUUCUCAAGCGAGAAGCAAGUCCAAGUGUUCCAGUUCUUCAGCCAGGAACUGUUCAGUUAUAUAAGUGAUGUUAUUCUACAACAGACAGUAGACACUGUCCCGGACUACAAAGAGCUUUCACAAGAGGAGCGGGAAGCGAAGUACCACAGAUGGCUUUCCUGCGCAUUGCUUGGCUUGAAGAUGAUCCUGGAAUACCUCUCACCGCUCCCCGAGACGGGUGUCGAGUUACUGGACUCUAUCCUCAAGGAGCCCAAGUUCUGGAAAAUGGCCAAGCACAAAGAUAUCAUGGUGCGCAAAUCCUGGUACAGCUUGGCGUCGUCUCUGAGUCGUGUGGAACACGUGUGCAAGGCGUAUGGCGCCAAGCUCUGCUCCCAUACCCUCGGCUCUUUGGCCGAGAAUGAUCCGGUGGUGGCUGUGCCCAUCUGGGAAGCUGCUCUGUCAGUUGUGUCGGCUGUGCAGGAUUGCUGGACCCAUGUUGAUGCCAGGAAGGCUGUCCUACCUCAGCUCUGGAAGGUCUUGAAAAAUGGCGGGUUUGGUAGUGCAGUGCACAUCUACCCAAACUUGCUUCCGUUCCUGAGCCUUGUCCCUGCUGAGGUUGUCGGUGCCGGUGUCCAGUUUUACAAGCUGUUCUUCGACUCCUUCCGUGAAGGACUGCUUAACCCAAAAGUACAGGCAUCCAUGGCAGAGUGCAAUGCUGUUGUCCAAGCUUUCAUGGAAUGCCUUCGUUACGUCCUGACACGACACCUGGCGCAAGAUGAGAAUGCCAAGGCAGUUCGCAGCCACAUUCUUGAGGAGCAGCUCCUAGAAGUCCUGAGAGUCUGCCUCGUAGAAACCUCAAGCCGUCUCUCCGGAACGCGGCUUUACUAUGAAGUUGCCAGCCUGCAUGCCUUCCUGCUUCAGAAAAUUCUAGCUGGUGAUGCUGAGACCGCCACGAAAAUGUCUUACCAAGAGUGCCUUGAGCUCAUCUGGCGCAGAUUGCUGGAACUAAGCCUAGAAAUAGCCUCGAUGUCACCUCCAAACGGCACACUACUGCGCCGGCUCACAAAACUUCUCUGCACCAUCCACUCUCCACCAGCAAGUCCAAGAAGCCAGAUGAAGGUCACGCUGGUCGCGCCCGAAGAUGCCAACUCUGCCACGCAACUGAAAAGAAGCUCCUUGGCCCUCGAUGCACGGACAUCAGCCUUGGAGGCCCUCCCGACUACCAUGGCAAAUACAACGAAAAUUUGUGCAGAAGUGUUGAAGCGGGCAAGGACUAACCCUGGCAGUGCUGAGAGCUUGGUGUACAUUGAAGCCGCUUCCGAAGUUUUGCGCGUCUCAAGCUCUAGCAUGUUUGUUGAGGCGGUGCUCACAGAAAUGGGUGUCAAGUGCAGUGAAAGAAACAGUCCAGUGUUUGAGUUUUUCAGUUUGUUCAGGACCAUGGUAAGCGAUGCUGCCUCAGCAAACUGCCAGGAUCGCUUAGUAGAGUACUACGGGCAUGUUGCAAACUGCCUGCUGGUUGCUUCCAUCAGCGCUACUGCGACGGAGGCAGCAGAGCUUUUCAAUGCUACUGUGCUGGACAAUGCACAUCUCCUGGCUAUCCUGCUGGAGAAGUCCCUGGACUGCUGGAAGAGCCACGCAGGCAUUCAGGAGUGGCUCCGGAGCAACGACUUGGCCGAGAAGCUGCUGCAGCUGUCGCAGAAGCUGAUGCCAAGCUCCUCUUCAGAAUCCGAGCUCAUCUGGAGGUCACUGCGAGCAAGCCUGGAGCUGGGCAACCUUUCCGAGCCUCUGAUCUCACUCUCCAACCUCAGUAGCAUCCUUAGCACACUUCGCAAGACGCUGCAAAAUUUCACUCAGGUUGAAGGAAAGGAGCUGCUAAAGGCAGUAGACUUUGUUUGUGAGAUCACAAACACACUUUUCUCAAGUUACGAGGGAUGUUGCAAUUUGCCUGAAUCGGAAGAAUUUGUUUUCGCCCUAUUUCUUCUCGACUGUCAGAGUACACUGUCUUCGUCGCCCGAGACACGGGAGAAAAUAUGCUGGUCAUGGCAGCAAGGGAUCUCCAUGAUCGUCAAAGCACGAGGUGGAUUCCUGGCACCCGGCGGUCUUCUUCAGAAGAUUGCAUCAACGUUGAAUUCCAUGUUGCUCAGCUGUCUUUCCUGUGAUGAGCGCCAAGGGCUCGUCCGGUGCUGCUGCCGUUUCCUGGAAAGUAUUUUUUCAGCCAUCCCCAAGGAGGAGCAGGACCCGGUGGCUCUUCUUCUCGACCCGACUGUGUCGCUGGUCCUUGAAUCCAUUCUUCCUACAUUGCUACAAUGGGAGAAACUCGUCAAUGACACGUGCCUUUCGGAGCUUUUGGCAGCGCAUCUAGAACAUCCCGAGGACCACCCGCUGUACACGACGCAGGACUACCUCUCCAAGCAGUUCAGCAGUGAGCGCCUAGACCAAGCGCACCUGGCAGACGUUGCUGGCUUUACAGAGGCAGUCUUUGAUCACAUGCUGGUCUCCGAGAACGAGUCUGAUUCGAAACCAUUGAAAAGCAGCAGUUUGCUCCUUAGAUGUGCCCCAUUCCUGAUCUUGGCUCGCUGUUUCCCUCACCGAGCUCGUACAGCUUCUGUCGAAGAUAAAGAGGACACUGAGAACCAUUCGGCCUUGAAUGCAGCUAUGGAGACAUUUUCAAAUGAUGUCUUUGACUCCAUUGUCAACAAAGCCGCCUUGGGUGAAAAAUUGUGGUUAGAGGCACUUGUCUAUUUCCUGAGGAAGCUGAGAGAAGAUGGAAUUGCAAGGAGAAUCUGCGACUCGCACUACAUUGUCGCCAAAGACAAUUUCUACAGCCAUGAAAAGAAAGCAGAACUCUUGGUUGUACAAUCGCUGCUGCCUUUUAUGUCCCAAAACAACAUUGAAGAGGUGUUUCUUACUUCUGUUGGAUGCAUCAGGUCUUGGGAACCAGAGCUGGGCUGGGCUGUUGCUGUUGACCUUCUGGGUCUUGCAUGUAAGGCACUGGAAGGCCUAGACACAGGAACCACCGAAUCAGUUCAUGAGGCAGUGGUGUCUGUGCUGUACUGGUUGCAAGGAACGAGGGGUACUCACCCAAAGCUGUACUUGAGAGACGAAGAUGCCGGGCUUUCGGAAGAUGAGUUUGAGUGGAGUCGUAUGGCCUGCCAUUUCUACCUGGUGAUCCUAAAGCAGUGCCCCCAAGCGUUAACGCCAUGCAAUUGGGACUUUGUGUUGCUGAGCAUUGCCACAUGGAAUCAGAAGUUCAACUGGAGGAGAGCGAUAGAGCGUUUCUCGACGAGGGAAAUCAUCUUUACCUGUGAGCUGCUGAGCACCUUGCUGCAAGUCGCUUAUGUGACCGACAAGGCGCAGCCAGUUCGUGAGCAGUGCAAGCUUCCCGAGGGCUUCGACGUUGAGUGGGAGGAAUUCUACACUCAUGCUGUUUUCUCUGUGCUCAUCCCCGGAUUCAUUGACAUAGCUCAGCUCUCAACAUGUCCGAUUGAGACAACAUCCGUGCUUCUGAAGAAACUCGCUUCGGCACUAGAGUUUGCGAGCGAGAAAUCUGUGAUAAAGUUCAUGGAAGGCUUUCAAAACCAGGAGCAGAAUGCAGCAUCCCUGAACACUUUGUUGUCAAAGCUGACACCGCUAGCCACAUCCAAGUCACUUGCACUGCAGCUAGGUGCCCACACGCUGCUUCAAAAGAUCGUUCCAACAGUUGCCAGAGAAGAAGCGCAAGGCAUUGAAAAGCAAGAGAGUGAUGAAACUUCCAGGAGCCCCCCGGAGCCGCUGAUUUCGUCGCUGCUCGAAAUGGGGCAAGUUGUCGACGUGCUUCUGUUAGACUUCGACAUUGGCGACUGUUGUCUGGUGGAGGCCAACACAGACAGCUACACUUACACCCUGGGCUACCUUCUGUCCUGGCUGGAACUUCUUGCUUUCUUUGGUGCGUCGCCUGCUGAGGCUAGAUCCGAGUAUGCCACCUACCUCCAAGAACAAGGCCUACUGUCCUCACUUCUGCAACACCUGUUCUGCCUGAUGCCUUCCAAUGUCAAUUUGGGCUCCAAGGGCAACACCAUGUUCACCGAGCCAGUGAAGCUGAGCCCACAAGACGUGUUCAGCUCAGCGAAGCUGCAGCACAUUGCCUGUCAGGUGUACCUGGAUGCCAUAUGCAAGUUGCCAGCCCUCGUGCGUGCCUGGUGGAACAGUCAGAACAAGCGCGUCAUGGACCAUGUGGAAAAGUUUACAUCAAACCAUGUAACAAGUGUUAUCUCUUCACGGGAAAUCCAGGCUGUGCAGAAUGCUGACGUGUCGCUCGAAAACAUGACGGUGAAGGGUCGGCCCACAGCGCGAGAAGUAGUGGCCACCUACACCAUCGAGGAGGUGGCCAUUGAACUGGUCGUCAAGCUGCCAUCCAAUCACCCGCUCGGUGUGGUCACCAUAGACGGGGGCCGGCGUGUGGGCGUCAGCCAGAGCCAGUGGCGCCAUUGGCUACUGCAGCUCACCACCUUCCUCACCCACCAGAAUGGCUCUAUCCUGGAUGGCCUAGCCCUGUGGAAGCGCAACGUGGACAAGCGCUUUGAAGGAGUAGAGGAGUGCAUGAUCUGUUUCUAUGUACUUCACGGUGCCACUUGCCAGCUGCCCAAGCUCACCUGUCGCACUUGCAAGAAGAGGUUUCAUUCCGCCUGCCUGUUCAAAUGGUUCAACACGAGCAACAAUUCCACCUGCCCAUUAUGCAGAAAUGUCUUCUAAUUUUGCCUAUGAAACAAUGUUAGUGCAGCCUGUUAAAAUGUUCAAAAACGCGGUGUUAAUAAAAAUACGACAGCGGGGA